ACAUUACAAGCUCUCUACAUGGCGAAGAAUGAACACCUCCAAUUGGCGGCCUUGCUUCUCAUAUUUUUAUGGCUUCUUCAUGUCUGCACAGGAGAUAUUGGGACAGCAGGCCAAUACGCUCCCCCAUAUCUGCCAACUGCCUGCUACGGCAACGAUCUGUCAAAGUUCCCAUCAAACAACUUAUUCGCGUCAGCCGGAGAUGGGCUAUGGGACAAUGGAGCAGCGUGCGGCAGGCAGUACUUUGUCAGGUGCUUGAGCGCAGAGACUCCGGGGAUAUGCAAACCUGGUCAGAUCAUAAAAGUGAAUAUUGUGGAUAAAGCCUCUAGGAAUGGAGUGAUCCUUGUUCUUUCUACUAUUGCAUUUGGGGCUAUUGCUAAUCCUUCUGCUUCUUUCGUUAACAUAGAGUAUGCAGAGGCUUGAGGGUUGCAAUGGAUAUUAAUGCGGAUAUACAUCUCGGAGCUUUUUGUUUAUCUGAUGGCUUGAGGGAGAAGGUUUUUUGCUUUUUGUUAUUGAGGUUUCCAUUCUAUGUCUUUCAAUUUCGGUUUCUGUGAUCACAUCGCUGUGUUUUUUUUGAAUCAAUGUGAGUGGAGUUCUUUUGAGUUUUUGAAAGAGAGGAAUA
Molecule: messenger RNA, 619 nt
Organism: Vitis riparia (riverbank grape)
Lineage: Eukaryota; Viridiplantae; Streptophyta; Magnoliopsida; Vitales; Vitaceae
Product: EG45-like domain containing protein
Exons: 3
Coding region: 19-420 (133 amino acids)
Source: RefSeq, a predicted model, not a curated record